GGUCAAGCCGCUGGUUAGGAAGCGGCUGCAGCUGGCCCGAGCUUCUGAGGCUUACAGGCCAAACGAACAACUGGUUGGUGCUUAGACCCCUGCCGCAGCGGCGGGUCCCUCCACGUGCUUUCGGCGGCGACAUGGAGCUGGAGGAGUGGGGGAUCCGAGAGGAAUGUGGCGUGUUCGGAUGCAUCGCCUCAGGAGAGUGGCCCACGCAGCUAGAUGUGCCGCAUGUGAUCACUCUGGGACUCGUGGGGCUGCAGCACCGGGGUCAGGAGAGUGCUGGUAUUGUGACCAGUGAUGGGAAUUCGAUACCAACAUUCAAAACACACAAGGGAAUGGGUCUUGUCAAUCACGUCUUUACUGAAGACAAUUUGAAGAAAUUAUAUACUUCAAAUCUUGGAAUUGGACACACGAGGUACGCCACUACAGGAAACUGUGAAUUAGAAAAUUGCCAGCCCUUUGUUGUUGAAACACUUCAUGGGAAAAUAGCUGUGGCGCAUAAUGGCGAAUUGGUAAAUGCUGCUCGCUUAAGGAAAAAGCUUCUGCGUCAUGGUAUUGGUCUGUCAACAAGUUCUGAUAGCGAAAUGAUCACCCAGUUACUGGCGUAUACCCCUCCUCAGGAACAAGAUGACACCCCAGACUGGGUGGCAAGGAUUAAAAACUUAAUGAAGGAAGCACCCGCGGCAUACUCUCUGAUUAUAAUGCACAGAGAUGUGAUUUAUGCAGUACGAGAUCCGUAUGGAAAUCGUCCUCUGUGCAUUGGUCGUCUUAUUCCUGUAUCUGAUAUAAAUGAUAAAGAAAAAAAAUCUUCAGAAACAGAAGGAUGGGUGGUGUCUUCAGAAUCUUGUAGCUUUUUAUCUAUUGGUGCAAGAUAUUACCGUGAAAUCUUGCCUGGAGAAAUUGUGGAAAUAUCCAGACAUAAUAUCCAAACUCUUGAUAUUAUACCAAGGUCUCAAGGAAACCCAAUGGCUUUCUGUAUCUUUGAAUAUGUUUAUUUUGCAAGACCAGAUAGUAUAUUUGAAGACCAAAUGGUUUACACAGUAAGAUACCGUUGUGGUCUGCAGCUGGCAAUUGAAGCCCCUGUGGAUGCGGAUUUAGUUAGCACUGUCCCGGAAUCUGCCACGCCUGCUGCCCUUGGUUACGCAGCAAAGUGUGAGCUUCCGUAUGUGGAGGUGCUAUGUAAAAACCGGUAUGUAGGAAGAACAUUCAUUCAGCCAAACAUGAGGUUAAGACAACUUGGUGUUGCGAAAAAAUUUGGAGUAUUGUCGGAGAACUUUAAAGGCAAAAGAAUUGUUCUUGUAGAUGAUUCAAUUGUGAGAGGCAAUACCAUUUCACCCAUAAUCAAAUUGCUCAAAGAAUCUGGUGCAAAAGAGGUACACAUUCGAGUAGCUUCACCACCAAUUAGAUAUCCAUGCUUCAUGGGAAUAAACAUACCAACAAAAGAAGAGCUUAUUGCCAAUAAACCAGAAUUUGAGCAUAUCUCAGAUCAUCUAGGAGCAAACAGUGUUGUGUAUCUAUCAGUAGAAGGACUGGUUUCAUCUGUACAAGAAGGGAUAACAUUUAAAAAACAGAAAGUGAAAAGGCAAGAUAUUAUGGUUCAAGAAAAUGGGAAUGGUCUGGAAUGUUUUGAAAAGAAUGGUCAUUGUACAAAGGAAGAUGUUAUGGUUCAAGAAAAUGGGAAUGGUCUGGAAUGUUUUGAAAAGAAUGAUCAUUGUACAGCUUGUCUGACUGGAAAAUACCCUGUGGAACUGGAAUGGUAGCUUCUAGGAGCAGACACGAUGUUUCAAAACAAAAAGUUAGUGGAGAAGUUAUAGUGGUUACACCUCCAUUUACUGUUACUCGGUACAGU
This is a messenger RNA of Lipotes vexillifer (Yangtze River dolphin), 1843 nucleotides long. It is a transcript of the gene PPAT, whose product is annotated as phosphoribosyl pyrophosphate amidotransferase. NCBI's taxonomy places the organism in Eukaryota, Metazoa, Chordata, Mammalia, Artiodactyla, Lipotidae. Bases 132 to 1754 code for a protein of 540 amino acids. The transcript has 11 exons. Gene Ontology annotation, biological process: purine nucleobase biosynthetic process. The record is from RefSeq and is a predicted model, not a curated record. Gene Ontology annotation, molecular function: amidophosphoribosyltransferase activity.